CAAUUGUCCACAGACAUUUUUGUUGCUACUGACGCCGUGUGUGAUGCACUUUUUGUUGAAUGAAUGAGUAGAGUAACACAUCUUUCAUUAAUGUGUAUUUAUAUAGGUAGCUUUUAGACAUGAUUUCAGAACAAAAAGAAGAUGAACAGCCUGCAGGUGAAUCUGCUCCUGUGAACACGCCAGCACACUAUGAGCCUCCCCCUCUUGUACCUGUACAAGCAAAGCCUCCAAAGCUGAGGGCUAGAAAAGCUCCUGAGUUACCGGUGUUUGAGAGGAAGAACUGGCUAAUACACCUUCACUAUGUCCGCAAGGAAUAUGAAGCAUGCAAGUCAUUGAUUAAAGAACAGCUGCAUGAAACCCAUGGCAUGUGUGAGUAUGCCCUCUAUGUGCAAGCGCUGAUUUUGCGUCAAGAAGGACGGAUUCAAGAAUCGUUGGAAUGUUUUCAGACAUGUCAUUUGAUCAACUCUCAAAAUCCUGAUAAUCUGAAGCAAGUUGGUAGAUCCCUUUUUCUUUUGGGGCGUCAUAAAGCGGCAACUGAGGUGUACAAUGAAGCAUCCAGAAUCAGUGAGCGUGACUGGGAGAUCAGCCACAAUCAAGGCGUCUGCUACAUGUACCUUAAAGAAUUCAUGAAGGCCAAGGAAUGUCUGAAGCAAGCCAUUAGCUUUAACAAGCACGAUCUGUCCUAUGUGAUGCUUGCCAAGAUCUACCUGAUGGAGGGAGAUGUCCACAUGGCUAUUGAUGUCUACAAACGUGCUAUAGAAAUUUCACCCGAGAAUCCAGAGUUGUUGACAACUAUUGGUUUACUCUAUCUGCAGGUCAAUCAAAACCAAAAAGCAUUUGAAAACCUAGGAAAUGCUUUGACGUAUGACCCAUCAAAUGUCAAGGCAAUUCUAGGUGCAGGUAGCAUGAUGCAACAACAUGGUGAUUAUGAUGUCGCUCUGAAUAAAUACCGCAUAGCAGCAGUGGCCGUUCCCGAGAGUGCUGCCCUCUGGAAUAACAUCGGCAUGUGUUUCUUUGGAAGGAAGAAAUAUUUUGCGGCUGUAAGCAGUCUGAAGCGAGCUAACUACUUAUCGCCCUUUGACUGGAAGGUACUGUACAACUUGGGCCUAGUUCAUCUUAGCAUGCAUCAGUAUGCCUCUGCAUUCCACUUCAUAAGUGCCGCAAUCAACAUCCGUCAAAAACAGCCUGGCCUCUACAUGCUUCUUGCAAUUGCAUUGUCAAACCUUGAUGAUCCUGAUAAUGCUAGGCAGGCCUAUGAACAAGCAGCAGCUCUUGAUGAGCAUGAUCCAGCAGUUAAUUUGAACUUCUGUGUGUUCCUGUAUAAGCAAGGGGAUAGGAAGGCAGCAACCAAGCAGUUCUCACAUUUUGAAAGCAAGCUGAAAAGGCUGACUGAUUCUGGCAACUCUAACAUUGACUAUGAGCUUCUUGAAGUCAGUAGUAAACUUGGUCCUGCCUUGCAAGUUGGAGAAAGUCUUGUCUGGAAGAGCAAGUCUAAAGAACCAGUUUCAACACCUCAGAAAAAAGACCCAAAAAAAGAGGGCAGCAACAAGCCUUCUACUUCUGCUGAAGUCAGUGCACCUGUUCCACAAGUGUAUUCUGAUCCACCGCCACCAUACCCAGGCCCGCCAGAUGACCUGGAGAGAAUGUUAGAGAUGGCACCAGCACCCCCUACACAUGACCCAAAUGCUGCCGGAAAACAUAGACAGGAUCAUGAGCCACUUCUGGCCGAAUAAUAUCAAUCAAUAUACAGUCUGUAUUCCUUCUCACAUUCCAUUCAUUAAUUAUGUAGAGAGUAAAGCUUGGUUUCCAUACAAUUGCUACACACGGCCUUUUCACUGCAAUCUUUGCACUGCUUGACUGUCCCAGCCACAAUCGGGAAUGUUCUGUGAAUCAACUAACCAAUCAGCAUUGCCAAAGGAGUUGGCGAUAGCGUGUAGAUAUUUUUUUUGUAAAACCAGGCUUAAUAUAGAAUAGUGACUACAUGAUUUCCCUUUUUGAGGUUAAGAAACAGACACAGCACCCUUAUUAAUGAAAAUGACUGUUAAUGCCUUAAGCCUGGCACACAACUGCUGCGAUGGCCAUUGGCCGAUGCAAUCGACCUUUCCGCAAAGCCCCGCCGCUUGUAUAUUAUUGUUAAGAUUACACAAAACAAUAAAAUAAAUGUACGUAAACAUGUGCAUCUGUAGGACAUGUGCAUAUUCCUGGGGCAGAUUGCUAUAAAACAGUCUUAACUGGUAGUCUUAACUCCUCUAAUAAAGCCGGCUUUAUCACUUAGACGGUCUUACUAAAGUCAUUCCUCUAAGACCAUUGCUAUAAAACAGUCUUCCUUAAGACCGCUUUGAGUAUUGAAACGCAAACACUCCCUGGUAACAUAAGAUUGGGGGCGACAUUUGUGCUCGACGCACGCAAAUGUAUCGAAAUGAACGUAAAUAAAUGUAGACCUAUUUUUACAGAUGCUGAGAAGCGUGCGGAAUAUUAAUCAUUUGAUUCUCAGACUUUCACGAUCUAGGAAGUCUUGCCAUUGCACUGUUAAAUUAAUCAGCAGAAUGCCAUGAUGAAAAUGAUUUAAGUCCAUUUCAAGCCUCUUCCGAGUAGGCUUUAAAAUUUAAGACGGCUAACUGGUUAGACCGCGGUAUAGCAAUGGUCUAUAAUCAUAGACCAGUAGUGACAUCACGAUUAUAGCCGGCUAACAAGUUAAGACCAUCUAAAGACCGCUUAUAGCAAUCCGCCCCUGACCUUGUUCUGAUUUACACUCUGGAGAGGUCAAUUCCAUGGAGAACGUUACGUGAUGAGGUGUGCGCAGGGAAUUGUUUUCAGUGACGAUCCACUCAGUCUGUCACGUUAAGCACUGAGAGACAGCGGAGAUAGAUUCGUAAAGGAGGCAGUGUGUGUCUAGUUCUACAGAUCUGAUGUAUAUAUGGAAUUGAUGUAAAGUAACAUUUGGUAUUAUACGGUAGAUAUUUUUUUAGUAUUGUCAAAAAGGAGUCGCGAGUCAACAGUGUAUCAAUGCAUAGGCAGCACAAAAUAUCAACCAAAAAAACCACAUACACACGUUGUUGAGAUCCAAUCGCAUCCACUGUCUUGUUAUUCAGCUGGACGGCUGAAGUGCAAGUUCAAAUAUAAUCCAUUGUUGAUGGAUAGUUUACUCUCAUUAAAAUUAUUUUUUUUCGAAUGCAUAUACAAUUUAAUGUAAUGUACAUACUGUACUGCUUUAUAAUAGCAUCUUAGUAAUUGAUUUAAAAAAUGAAUAUUUAAUGUUUUAUUUAUAAAUUGCAUACAGAAUGAUGUGCUUUGUACCUUGAUAUAAAGUUGUGUAUUGCAGCGAUAAUAUUGCAAAUUAGUGUGACAUAGAUUUAAGUAUUUAAUUUGCACAAAAAAAGAUUCAAAAUCUUGAUAUAUUGUGUAAUGUUUUGUAUUAUUCCACUUUAAAUCAAGCCUUUGUAGCCUCUUUAUACCGUGCAAUUUGUAUCAAGAUCCAUUCUUGAAAUCCUCACAUGGAAUAAAAAGAUAUUUUUAGAAAUUA
Anneissia japonica is the source of this 3523-nucleotide messenger RNA. RefSeq names its product Bardet-Biedl syndrome 4 protein-like. The transcript has 13 exons. Gene Ontology annotation, cellular component: ciliary basal body. Gene Ontology annotation, molecular function: protein binding. The coding region runs from base 120 to 1733 and encodes 537 amino acids. Gene Ontology annotation, biological process: protein localization to cilium; cilium assembly. Lineage: Eukaryota; Metazoa; Echinodermata; Crinoidea; Comatulida; Comatulidae. The record is from RefSeq and is a predicted model, not a curated record.